This is a messenger RNA of Dipodomys spectabilis (banner-tailed kangaroo rat), 3105 nucleotides long. RefSeq names its product ankyrin repeat domain 35 (gene Ankrd35). NCBI's taxonomy places the organism in Eukaryota, Metazoa, Chordata, Mammalia, Rodentia, Heteromyidae. The record is from RefSeq and is a predicted model, not a curated record. Bases 29 to 2893 code for a protein of 954 amino acids. The transcript is spliced from 14 exons. Gene Ontology annotation, molecular function: actin binding.
CCGUCCUCCCGCGGCCCUGGCUCCGGCCAUGAAGCGCAUCUUCUCCUGCUCCAGCUCGCAAGUGGCGGUGGAGAGAUGGAACCGCCGUGAUCAGAAACUGCUGGAGGCUGUGCAGCGGGGGGACGUGGGGCGCGUGGCCGCCCUGGCCUCCAGGAAGUCUGCCCGACCCACUAAGCUAGACUCCAGCGGCCAGUCCCCCUUCCAUCUGGCAGCCUCUAAGGGGCUGACUGAGUGUCUGACCGUAUUACUCGCAAAUGGGGCGGACAUCAACAGCAGAAACGAGGAUGGAAGCACCGCCCUGCACCUGGCCACCAUCUCCUGCCAACCACAGUGUGUAAAGGUCUUGCUUCAGCAUGGUGCUAAUGAAGAUGCGGUGGAUAUGGAGAACCGCAGUCCACUGCACUGGGCAGCCUCCUCUGGCUGUGCCUCGAGUGUCCUCCUGUUGUGUGACCACGAAGCCUUCUUGGAUGUAUUGGAUAAUGAUGGCCGCACACCUCUGAUGAUCGCAUCGCUGGGAGGCCAUGCAGCGAUCUGCUCCCAGCUGCUGCAGAGGGGCGCGCGAGUCAACGUCACGGACAAAGAUGACAAGUCAGCUCUGAUCCUGGCCUGUGAGAAAGGCAGUGCGGAGGUGGCAGAACUUCUCCUGAGCCAUGGAGCAGAUGCAGGGGCGGUGGACAGCCUGGGCCACAAUGCUCUGUAUUACGCUCUGCAAACACAAGACAAGGCCUUGUGCGGGCUGUUGAGGCAGGCCUUGAACCGGCGGCGGCGAGGAGGUCAGAAGCUGGUUCAACAUCCAGAUCUUGCAUCCCAGGCCUCUCCAUCUGAGCUCCAGAUGGGUUUUCCACCCACCAGCCCAUGGAAAGCAGAGCCUGAGAAGGAGCAGGAGGAAGAGGAGGAGGAAGACCAGUGCUCAGCAGAGUGGCGGCUAAAAUAUGAAGAGGAGCAGAAGAAAGUGUCUCAGUUGGAGCGGGAGUUGGUACUAAAGACAGAAGAGUGUAAGGCUCAAGCUACAGCUUACUUGGGCCUGGAAAACCAGAUUCGAGAGCAGGUACAGGAGCUAGGGCGACUUCUAGUCCAAGAGCCUGGAGCUCCAGGAGAGCAGGGCUCUAGUUUCCGGCCUGGAGGUGACGGUAUGGAGCAGGGCUGUCCUCUGGAUCUGCUGGUGGAACAUAUACUAGAGCUGAAGAGGCAGCAGCAGAGGACUACAGGGAAGUCAUCGUUAGGUCCUAAGCUGGAGGAGCCUGGCUCAGCAGACAUCCAGCGAGGAGUCCAUGGAACGUCCAGGGAGGAAGAGGGGCCAUCCCAAAUCCCAAGGAAGGACACAGGACAGCCACUGACCAGCCAUGGGAGGCAGACCCUUGGCCCUGAUCACAAGGACCAGCUCUGUGCUUCCCAGCAGGAGAGGCCGCAGGCCCUGGGGGUGGAACCAGCAGGCCCGGUGGAAAAAGUAGCAGCAGGCACAGCCGCCAUGAACCAGCUACUGCUACAGCUCAGAGAGGAGCUGGCUGCAGUGUGGAGAGACAAGGACACGGCCAGAGGGGCUCUCUCCAGACCCAUCCUGGAGGGCGCCCUGGGGACGCCCCGGGCUGAGGCUGCAGCCGCCGCCUGGGAGAAGAUGGAGGCCCGUUUAGAGCGCGUGCUGGUGAGGCUGGAUCAAGCCAAGGCGGGGCUGCAGGGGAAAACGGAGAUCGCGGGCCAGGGACAGGCUCACCCAGAGAGCCAGGAAACCCCUAAAGAGAAGCCAAGGGUUCCUUGGGCCCGGGGAGAGCCUCAGGGGGCUCCAGGAAAAGAACAGAGCCCCGGAGGGGCGAAGGGACUGCUGGAGAAGGAGGUGUCGGCGCUGAGGAGGAGCAACAGCCACCUGCUGGAGGAGUUGGGGGAGCUGGGUCGCGAGCGGCAGCGGCUGCAGGGGGAGCUGCAGGCGCUGGGCCUGAGGCUCCAGAGGGAGUUCGUGCCCCGGCCCGAGGCGCAGGUCCAGCUGCAGCAGCUGCGGCGCAGCGUGGGGCUGCUGGCCGACGAGCUGGCCGCGGAGAAGGAGGCCGCGGAGAAGCUGCGCCAGCGCCUGGCCUCGCACAGCGGCGGCGUCCGCGCGCUGUGGGACUGCCUGCCCGCCGACCUGGCGGGCCGCCGGGGGGGAGCCGAACCCCUGGAGGAGCUCCAGGGGUGCGUCCGCGCCCUGGUGGACCGGCUCCGCCAGGCCCAGGGGGCGGUGGCCCGGCUGGAGGAGGAGAACCAGCGGCUGCGGGGCUCGACGUCCCCGCGCGGGGAUCCGGCCGCGUCCCCACAGGUGGCCGCCCUGGAGCGGGACCUGGGGGCGCUGGAGGCGGAGCUGCGCGCCGUGCAGGCCACCAUGGGCGCCAAGAGCCAGGAGAUGGCGAAGCUGAAACAGCUGCUCUACCAGGCCACGGAGGAGGUGGCGGAGCUGCGGGCGCGCGAGGCGGCCAGCCUGCGGCGGCACGAGCAGGCGCGGGAGGCGCCGGCGGCGCAGGCGCAGGCGCGGGGCCCCGAGCUGCACGCGGCGCCGGAGCCGCACCGCGCGGCGGGCGCGGAGCUGCGGCGGCGGCGGCGGGACGCAGCGGCGGUGGCCGAGCGGGGUCGCGCCGAAGCCCUGGAGAGGCGCCUGGACGACCGGACCGAGCGCCUCGCCGCCGCCGCCCGGGACAAGGAGGCCAAGAUCAAGGAAUUGUUGAAGAAGCUGGAGCAGCUUUCCGAGGAGGUCCUAGCAGUCCGGGGAGAAAAUGCUCGCCUUACCCUUCAGCUGCAGGAUUCCCAGAAAAACCACGAGGAGAUCAUCUCCACUUACAGGAAUCACCUGCUGAAUGCGGCCCAGGGCUACAUGGAACAGAAUGUGUACAAUAUCCUACUUCGGAUCCUCAGUGUGCAGGAGCAGUGAUGGCCUCCUGGGCCCCUUCAGACCAUGUGACAGUUCUGUGCUGCAAUCAGAGCGCCCCUGGCUGACACACGCUCCUCAAGCUGUGGCGAGUGGGGAUUGUGGACAUUUGGUGGGGGCUGGGGGUGGUGGUUACACUUGAUCCAUGGACCCCAGACCUGAUGGUCUGUAUUCUACAUCCAUUCGGAUGGAACCAGAGGUGUGGAUGAAAAGCA